Molecule: messenger RNA, 741 nt
Organism: Penicillium soppii
Lineage: Eukaryota; Fungi; Ascomycota; Eurotiomycetes; Eurotiales; Aspergillaceae
Exons: 3
Coding region: 1-741 (246 amino acids)
Cellular component (GO): nucleus; cytoplasm
Source: RefSeq, a predicted model, not a curated record
AUGAAGUUCCUAUGCCUUCCAGGAGGCUAUUGUUGCGCUGCUUCUUUCAAAGUCCAGCUAGCGCCGUUCUGCGACUCCCUCGUGGCCAAUGGAGAUGCUACCUUCCACUACACUCAGGGAACCACCGAGGUGCAUGUUGCACCAGAGUUUCAAGGGUUCUUUGGCCCUGCGCCCAACUACACUUUUAUGAAGGCCGAUGGACCUGACAUGAUGUUGAUAAAUAUGAGGGAUUUCCCCAAACGCAACACCCCGGAGGAAGCAAUGAAGGCCGCUGAAGAGCUGGCUGGCCAUCCCACAUUCUCCUGUAUCACCGAAGUCGUGGACCGCCUGGUCGGCAUUCUUGAUAGUGAAGGCGAUAUUGAUGGUGUGAUUGGCUAUUCGGAAGGCGCUCAAAUCGCAGCAUCGCUUCUCCUGGAAGAACAAAGGCGAGAGCGAGAACUUGGCCGCAAACCCCGAAUCAAAUGCGCUGUACUUUUCGGUGGAUGGCCGCCCAUGCAUCCGGUCACUGGCAAGCUCGUUGUCGCUGAUGACUACGAUAAAGAGCCCAUCACUAUUCCCACCUGUCAUGUCGUUGGUGCCUCGGAUCCGUUCCUUGAUGGUUCAAUGGCUCUUUACAACAUGUGUGAUCCCGAUACUGCUGAUCUGUUUGACCAUGGAGGUGGACAUGUUCUUCCACGAGCGAAACAUACAGUUGAUGAGCUUACAUCAAUUGUGCGCGAGAUGAUUAACUCCGUGGCCUAA